Messenger RNA from Oxyura jamaicensis (ruddy duck), 3145 nucleotides. Its product is annotated as acidic leucine-rich nuclear phosphoprotein 32 family member B. NCBI's taxonomy places the organism in Eukaryota, Metazoa, Chordata, Aves, Anseriformes, Anatidae. Gene Ontology annotation, molecular function: histone binding. Gene Ontology annotation, cellular component: nucleus. The record is from RefSeq and is a predicted model, not a curated record. The transcript is spliced from 6 exons. Gene Ontology annotation, biological process: regulation of apoptotic process. The coding region runs from base 127 to 828 and encodes 233 amino acids.
CGCCUUUGUUGCCGUUGGCGCCUUCCUCUAUAUAAGCGGCGGCCGUGCGCGGGCUCGGCUCGGCUCGGUUCGACGUGGGGGUUUUGCGGCUCGGCUCGGCUCGGCACGGCACGGCACGGCGGGAGGAUGGAGAUGAAGAAGCGGCUCACGCUGGAGCUGCGCAACAAGAAGCCGGGCGAGGUGAAGGAACUGGUUCUUGAUAACUGCCGUUCGGAUGAUGGGAAGAUCGUUGGUCUCUCUUCAGAUUUUGAGAACCUGGAGUUCCUCAGCAUGAUCAACAUCAACUUGCUGUCUGUCUCCAAUUUACCCAAGCUUAACAAACUCCGGAAGCUGGAGCUGAGUGAUAACCGGAUUUCUGGUGGCCUUGAAGUUCUAGCAGAGAGAACUCCUAACCUGACACACUUGAAUCUAAGCGGCAACAAGAUCAAAGACAUCAAUACUCUGGAGCCCUUGAAAAAGUUGCCAAACCUGCAUAGUCUGGACCUGUUCAACUGUGAGGUGACAAUGCUCAUCAACUACAGGGAGAGUGUGUUCACCCUUCUGCCCCAGCUCACCUACCUAGAUGGGUUUGAUGCUGAUGACCAGGAAGCCCCUGACUCAGACCCUGAAGCAGAUGGGGAUGGACUGGAAGAUGAGUACGAGAAUGGGGAAGAAGGUGAGGAAGAGGAGGAUGAUGAUGAGGAAGAUGAUUUGGAUGAAGAAGUCAUUGAUGAAGAAGAUGAUGAUGAUGAUGACCUGGAAGGUGAAGAGGAGGAGGAUGGCGUAGAUGAUGAGGUGAGACUUCUGUUGUCAGUGUACAUCUGCAGCAGUGUGUUGGAUGUUUGGUAGUGUGUUCGUCCCUUAAUCUUAUGACCCAUCUGACCAGGUGUCAGAUGCUUCUUCAUGGGCAGAUCCAAGGGGUCCUGCCUUGGACUCUGGCUUUUCCCAUCUGGCUACCUCUUGACUCCAUCCAACGAGUUUGCCUGUUCAGUAUUUGUUUACUGCUUGGAUUGAUACUUCUGUGACUUGAAGUGAUAAAACUGUACACCCCCUCACUUCUAAGGGAUGCAAGAGGCUACUGAGGAAGCAUGAGCUUCUCCAUGCUCAGCUUGUACCUCUCACCCUUAGGUUAGAGUAAGGCAGGAGAAGAGGUGAAGUAAAGUGUGGUUACAGAAUUACACCUUGCUCAUGGGAUUGUGGCUUGUGUAACAAGGUGUCUUGUUUUGGUUCCAGGAGGAGGAUGAGGAGGAAGAUGGUGAGGAUGAAGAAGAUGAUGAAGCUGAUGAUGACCUUCCACGAGGGGAAAAGAGAAAACGAAAUCUAGAGGAUGAAGGAGAGGAAGAUCCAGAAGAUGAAGAGGAUGAUGAGGAUGACUGAUCCUAGCAAGCCAAUCAGUUUUACAGACUAUGACUGUGCUUGUCUUAACUUCCCCGUUGUGUCUAUGUGAGACUGUAAAUCCCUGUCUCCCACUCCUCCCCCCUUUGUAUGGCUGCAGCGUCCACAAUAUAUUUUUUUAAGAUGUAGAAUACUGUAGGCAUUCAGGGGAAUCUUCCAUACAAGGCUCUCUUUCUCACAAGUAUCUCAUGACCAAAGGCUUUCUCCGUUCUGUGGUUUGUGCAGCAGUUUGCAAAAAAAAAAAAAAAAUCCUCCUAGGGUAUCUUUCAUGUCUGAUAUCAGCCUUGCCACACUGGACCCAGAGCUCCAGCUCACCACCCUGCCUGACAGCAAAGAAGGUGUUUGCUAUCUGCAUGCCCUCAGACCUGCUUUCUGAAGACGCUUGAGCAAUCUUGAGCAGUGGGUGCAAAUCUGGUUCAUCUGAAUGGACUCUAAGCAAAUGAUCACUGAGGUCUCUCUGAUCAGAAAAAAAAUGGUGAUGUGAUCUCUGGAGAUGCUUGAAGAUACUUUAGUGCUGGGGAUGUGGGGUGCCUGGGGUCUUGGGUGGGGGGGUUGACUGCUUACAAGACCCUGGUACCUCUGGUGAUGCACCUUGCAGUAGCCCUGUACUUGCUUUCCUGUUUUUUUUUUUUUUUUUAUAAACUGGAAUAUUUUUCCUGAUGACCAUGUAAUAAUUUCCACUUGCAUGCCCAAGUAGGGCUGAUUUGUGGCUGUGAGCCUCUGCCAUGAUGAGGUUUCUCAUCACCAUAGCAGUCUUUAGGAAGAGACAGGAAAUAGCAGGUUUAGGGAUACUGUACUUCUGUCAAACUCCAUUUCGCACUGUACAGAACAUGUUCAACCAGUAUCACUGUGAUGCACCUAACUCGGCAUUCCCCGGGAGACCGUGUUAGCCUAUAUAUUCUCAGGGUCCUUCUGCUAGCCAGUAACAGCUCUGGACAGUUGCCUCAGUGCUAGCCUGGUGUAUGCGUUGUCCUCCUUCCUUUUCAGCAUGAAGAGAAUUGCAUUGAUUAGAAGUCCAGCUCGUUCCCAUUCAGGCUAUUUGCGCAUUGCAGGAGCACAGACAGCACUGUGGACCGCAUCUCCCUCUGACCUGGGGUGUCUGGAGCAGGGAAGGGGGGGGGGAUUGGCCAGGGGUGGCUCUCCACUGCAGGGCCUUUGGCCCUUCCGUCCUCUGCCUCGAGGUGUUCAGACUGCACAGGCACAGCUGAUAGCUUCUAGAGAGACCUGGCCCCCGUGGCCUCCAGGGGUGGGAACUGUUGGGUGCUGGGACAGCGGUGCUCGGGCAGGGCAGCUGCUGCUCCUCUGGGAGGAGCACAGUACUGGGGCUCGGGGGCACUGGUGCUGCAUGGAGCUCCUGGUUGUUGCUUGGGGCAAUCUGUCAGCAGCCAGCACUUGGAGGUGAGGUUCACAGCAGUUCCUUCAGGAGCGGUGUGUGUUGCAGCACAUCUGAGUCUCUGUUGCUUUGUUCUGUUCUUGCUGUUGUCUUGCAUUGUACAGUAGCUGUAACCAUUCGGAGAAGAACUACUCCUGUAAAAUGCAAACUGAGUAACUUAUAAAUGUUAAAGGAAUUUAAGAAAAAAAAUCAGAGCAGCAGUUACUUCUAAUUUUUCCCUGCAUUUUUAGCAGAUUGUAUGGAUUUUAUAUUAGCCUAGUAACUGUCAGGUUUUGAUUGGUCAGACUAGUCCCAGAAAUAAAGAUCUCCGGCCCUUUUGUAUCUUUUGUUACAAAAUUUGGAUAAAUCUUUUAAUAAAGACUUCAGUUUUUAAAAAUC